Messenger RNA from Alligator sinensis (Chinese alligator), 1449 nucleotides. RefSeq names its product microtubule associated protein 1 light chain 3 gamma (gene MAP1LC3C). The transcript is spliced from 4 exons. Gene Ontology annotation, molecular function: ubiquitin protein ligase binding. Lineage: Eukaryota; Metazoa; Chordata; Crocodylia; Alligatoridae. The record is from RefSeq and is a predicted model, not a curated record. Gene Ontology annotation, cellular component: cytosol; autophagosome membrane; autophagosome. The coding region runs from base 103 to 534 and encodes 143 amino acids. Gene Ontology annotation, biological process: cellular response to nitrogen starvation; autophagy of mitochondrion; autophagosome assembly.
CUUAUCACCCUCACAUAGUGGGCUCAGUUCUGGUGAAGGAGAGGGAGUUAGUUGCUCUUUUUUUUUGUUAAGAGUGAAACACUAAGCCUUCAAGUAAAGAAGAUGCAGACUUUCCAUAGCAGCCAAUCUGUCAGGCCUUUUAAGAUGAGAAAGAGUUUUGCAACUAGACUGGAAGAAGUAGCUGGAAUUCGGGCAAAGUUCCCAACGAAAGUCCCGGUGAUUGUUGAAAGAUACCAUAGAGAAAAAUCCCUGCCUCUACUGGACAAAACAAAAUUUCUAGUUCCACAAGAACUGACUAUGACGCAGUUUAUAACCAUCAUUAGAAGCAGAAUGGCCCUAAAUGCUACCCAAGCUUUCUACCUGCUGGUGAGUAACAAGAGUUUAGCCAGUAUGUCACUGACAAUGGCAGAAGUGUAUAGGGAUUACAAAGAUGAAGAUGGCUUUGUGUAUAUGACCUAUGCUUCCCAAGAGAUGUUUGGAUGCCUUCUACCCAGCACCGGAGGGAAACUUGCAGACCAUCUUCAAACAACUUAACUCUGUGGUUGGCAGCUGCAGCCAGGCAGCUUCUCUGUGAAUCGUGCCAGUUUGGAGAUCAGAGAUGCUCUUAAACUCUGUACUGAGGGCUAAUGGCCCAGAUGUUGGCAGGACCAACUGAUGCAGAAGUGAUGAUGCUGUCUUCCUAAACUUGGAGAUUAUAUUUUAUAUUGAAGACACUAAUGGGUUUUUGAACUACACCUCCAAAUGUCCUUUUUGUAAUGCUUUAGGGUUGUUUGUAAUGCUAAUGUUUAACUUAUGUAGCUGCUUUUUUUUUAAGGUUCCUCCUAAAGUCUGAGGCUAAUAGGUUCAAAUAAAGAAACUUUUUUAAGACUAGGCUAAAUGUUGGCACUAAUUGGGGAAACAUUCAAAGACGGUUGUAGAAAACUAGAAGACACAUGGAAUAAGUACAGGUUUGGAGGAUGACUAUAAUGGUAUAUUGUAUGCAUGUGUUCUUGCACCCCUCACCUUGUUAGCUGGUUUCAUAUGCCUUGCUGUAUAGUUCAGUUGAAGAAUCUGAUCCUGUCUUGUUAAUGGCAAAACAACUGUAGGAUGCUGUUCCUGUCCACACUGGGUCAAAUUACUCAACAGUGAAUGAAGCUGGGUUACUGUACCUUGGAUGAGAAGCAAACUGCCUCUUUAGCCUAAAGCAGAUGUACUUUUGCCUGAAACUGAAAGCAAUGCAGCACAGGUACUUACAUUGGUAGCAUCUCUCCCCCAGUUAGGGCCCCCCCCUUUUUUUUUUUUUUUUAAGGCACCUAAACAAACUAGCUUAACUGAUCACUUAUGUGACUGAGCACUCUGACUUGAACUGAAUAGCACAAUUACUGUACGAUCAAGUGCAAUUCCCCAUCCUAUACAACGUGAAAACAUGAUGACUUUUAAAAAUAUUUUUAUUAAAUUUGAGAAACCAAA